Messenger RNA from Lampris incognitus (smalleye Pacific opah), 712 nucleotides. RefSeq names its product caveolae-associated protein 2-like. Gene Ontology annotation, cellular component: caveola; cytoplasm. The record is from RefSeq and is a predicted model, not a curated record. Gene Ontology annotation, molecular function: protein kinase C binding. NCBI's taxonomy places the organism in Eukaryota, Metazoa, Chordata, Actinopteri, Lampriformes, Lampridae.
ACAGCCCUAUUAAGCAAAUAUCUCUCCUCGGUUGUCUACUGGUGCAACUGACAGCAGCAGGGCAAGUCAGGCUUGUCAACACGUCACCACGGUGUCUUCCCCAGUUUAUCUCCUCUCUUCAAACGGGACAGCUGACCAACUAGAAACUAUGGGAGAGGACUCGUUGCAUGCUGAGCGCAGCAGCAAUUCGAGCAGCAACCCCACCAGCCCCCAACCACAGCAACCAGUACAAGAACAACAACCCGAAAACAUGGAGCUUCUCAUCCCGAGUUUCAGCCCGAAUUCCGCCCCGUCGUCCCCGACCAACACACUCAGUCGGCUGGGCUUCAGAACUCCGACCAGCCCAAGUGCCGUUGCGCUGGGCAGCCCGGUGGACCGCGGACAGGUGAACGCCAUCACGGUGGUGGCGCUCCUGGACAAGUUGGUCAACAUGCUGGAGGCGGUGCAGGAGAACCAGCGGAGGAUGGAGCAGCGGCAGGUAGACCUGGAGGGAGCCGUGCGCGUCGUCCAGGGGGACGUGACCCGGCUGACCAAGACGCACAGCACCACCUCCAACAGCGUCAGCAAGCUGCUGGAGCGAUCGCGCAAAGUCAGCGGCAACAUGAAGGAGGUCAAGGAGCGCAUGGACAAGCAGGCGGCGCAGGUUAAGCGGCUGGAGACCAACCACAACCACCUGCUGAAGCGGAACCAUUUCAAAGUGCUUAUCUUUCAG